AUGGGGUUUUGUUUCAUCCAAGCAGACAUUUUGCAAAAAAGAGCGAGGGAAUCUCACACGCAGAAGGAGGCGCAUCUCCUCUCUCUCGAGGAGAAGGGGAGAUCGGCCAUGGAGGGCCCAAGGCCAAGGGCAUCCGAGAAGUUUCUCAAAAUGACGGCCCCAACAAACAACACAAACACAACCGCAACCUCAUCACCCGCCGCAACGUCAAACCCACAGUACCAGAACCAGCAGGUCUACGAAUCCGGCCUCGAAGUAGCCGAGCCAAACGCCUGGAACCGCACAAACAACGACAUCCACCUGCCCGAGGUCUCCCCAUACAACCACUCGGAAGCCAAGACCACAACCUUCCCCGAGGUCGCGGACGACCCGUUAUCGUGGCACCACUACCACAAGCAGAACCCCAACCUCGAGGUUUCGUCCUCGCCGUCCGUCGCCUCCGCCGCGCCGUAUUACUAUGCUGCCGCGGGCCAGCAGCAUCCGCCUGGGUAUCACAAGCCGCCGCCCGGGUCGCCGGGGUACGGCUCCGGAUCUCUCGACGGGGAUGGCUCCGGGAAGGGCAAGAAGGCCACAGUAUGUGGGAUGCGUAGGAAGGUGUGCUACGUCGUCAUGGGGGUCGCUAUCGUCCUCGUCGUGGCCGCCAUCGCCGUCGGUCUUGGGGUAGGGUUGGCGAUGAAGAAGAGCGAGAACAAGUCUUCGUCAGGCAACUCAACAACAACACCAGCAACGUCAACCGCAAACGCAACAAUCACCUGUCCCGCCGCAGACAACGUAACCUACAGCUCCCCCGACGCCCCCAAACGCACAUUCCGCAUGAUAUGCGGCCACGACUUCAACUCGGCCGACGGCGCCACCGACCUCACCUCGGAGAACGCAACCACCAUGGCCGCCUGCAUCGACCUCUGCGCGUCAAAGGGCGACGACUGCGUCGGGGCCGGGUGGGGCGAUUACUACGGCAACCACGUCUGCUGGAUGAAGAGCAAGCUGGGGACGAUGAACGUCUCGGGGAAUUGGUAUUUCGCUGUGGAUGUGAAUAAGACGAGCCUGCGUCUCGAUGAUAUUAGGGGGUUACGGCACAUCGCCAUCGUGCCUAACCCUUCUCAAAAGACGACACAAACGGAUCCAUGUGGGCCAGGUGGUCCCCCGGCAUAUUCCUGGAUGAAUGCCGGCGAACUCGACGAGGUCUGGCGUCUAACGAAGCGCUUGGUAUGCGCUGUAGGCUGUUCGCAGACAAAUGAUGGGAUGGAAUCGGAACUGGGGGAGCUCCGUAACGAAUGUAAAGGGUCUCACAAGAAAAAAGAGGCCUUGUGUAAUGAAAUCAAAAUUGGCGCCAUCGGUACGGCGCUCGAGAUAUUUAUGGGUGUUAGUCACAAACAGGGACAAAGAAAGGACCACAUCACAUAG
Molecule: messenger RNA, 1404 nt
Organism: Colletotrichum lupini
Lineage: Eukaryota; Fungi; Ascomycota; Sordariomycetes; Glomerellales; Glomerellaceae
Exons: 5
Coding region: 1-1404 (467 amino acids)
Source: RefSeq, a predicted model, not a curated record